AUGUCUACUAUGUGUUCUUCAGAAGCUAAGGCACACGCAAGCGACGCGCAUUGUCCUCGCCCGGGCAAUGUGGCAAAUAUGCGAGGGCUACCGACUAGACGACGAAGCCGGCCAAAGAAGUUAGUCCGCCAUCGCCAGCAACAUCCAGUGCGCUUGGCAACACUUAACGUUGGGACGCUUACUGGAAGAAGUCGUGAACUGGCAGACAGUCUCAGAAAACGCCGUGUUGACAUAUGUUGUAUACAGGAGGCUCGCUGGAAAGGCUCCAAGGCAGGGGAAUUAGGCGAUGGCUACAAGCUGAUCUACCACAGCACAUCAAAUCGCAAUGGCGUUGGUAUCAUAUUGAACGAGUCGUUUAGAAAUAGCGUCACAGCGGUGGAUCCACUAUCGACUUAA
Messenger RNA from Necator americanus (New World hookworm), 396 nucleotides. RefSeq lists its product as uncharacterized. Lineage: Eukaryota; Metazoa; Nematoda; Chromadorea; Rhabditida; Ancylostomatidae. Bases 1 to 396 code for a protein of 131 amino acids. Gene Ontology annotation, biological process: DNA repair. The transcript has a single exon. The record is from RefSeq and is a predicted model, not a curated record. Gene Ontology annotation, molecular function: double-stranded DNA 3'-5' DNA exonuclease activity.